Molecule: messenger RNA, 928 nt
Organism: Elgaria multicarinata webbii
Lineage: Eukaryota; Metazoa; Chordata; Lepidosauria; Squamata; Anguidae
Gene: GUK1
Product: guanylate kinase 1
Exons: 8
Coding region: 123-758 (211 amino acids)
Biological process (GO): purine nucleotide metabolic process
Cellular component (GO): cytosol
Molecular function (GO): GMP kinase activity
Source: RefSeq, a predicted model, not a curated record
GACGCCGCCGCCGCCGCCCGCGGUGUGAGGGGCGGGGUUUGCUUGCGGCGGCCGGGCCCCACCGUGCCCCGCCCCGCCCCUCUGAGUCACCGUUCCGGGAAGCAGCUCCGGCUCCUCUCCCCAUGCACUGGCGGCGCUUCCUGUGCGGCGCGCUGGCAGUUAUGACGGGACCAAGACCAGUCGUCCUGAGUGGGCCGUCGGGCGCAGGGAAGAGCACUCUACUGAAGAAGCUGCUAAAGGAUUACGAGAACGUCUUCGGCUUCAGCGUCUCGCAUACCACAAGAAAACCAAGACCUGGAGAAAUGGAUGGAAAAGAUUAUCAUUUUGUGACCAGAGAAGUGAUGCAGAAGGAAGUUGAUGCUGGAGGUUUCGUUGAACACGCAGAGUUUUCUGGAAACAUGUACGGCACAAGCAAAGCUGCUAUCCAGGCCGUCCAAGCGCAGAACCAGAUCUGCAUUCUGGAUAUUGACAUGCAGGGCGUGAAGAACAUCAAGAAAACUGACCUUAAUCCCAUCUACAUCUCCGUUCAAGCCCCGUCCAUAGAAAUAUUGGAAAAAAGGCUACGGGACAGACAGACGGAAACGGAGGAGAGUUUACAAAAGCGGCUGAACGCAGCUUGCAUCGACAUGGAACUUAGUAAGGAGCCCGGCCUUUUUGACUUGAUCAUCAUUAACGAUGAUGUGGAACGAGCGUAUAUUGAACUGAAGAACGUUCUUGCAGAGGAAAUCCAGAAGGCGCAAGGGUCGAAGAAAUCAUGAGCCUCCGGGAUGGAGAUGCCUAAAUCUUGCAGACAUUCCAGAUGUCUUUCGCUGCUUCUUGUUCUUUGCUAGAGAGAAACGGACAUGCUCGUACAUUCCCUUUUAGCCGGAUCCCCCCUAUGGAAUUCUCCUAGGGCACUUUCUAUUAAAGAAGAAAAUAUCAAACUCGA